GAAAGAUGAUGAGAAGUAGAUCUAAAAGUCCAAGACGCCCAUCUCCAACUCUCCGGGGUGCAAACUGUGAUGUAGAACUUUUGAAGACAACAGCAAGAGACCGUGAAGAACUUAAAUGCAUGCUGGAAAAGUAUGAGCGUCAUUUGGCAGAAAUUCAGGGUAAUGUGAAGGUUCUUACAUCUGAAAGAGACAAGACCUUUCUUCUUUAUGAACAGGCACAGGAAGAAAUUGCCCGACUUCGAAGAGAAAUGAUGAAAAGCUGUAAGUCUCCUAAAUCAACAACAGCACAUGCUAUUCUCCGGCGGGUGGAGACUGAAAGAGAUGUAGCCUUCACUGAUUUACGAAGAAUGACCACAGAACGAGAUAGUCUGCGGGAAAGACUAAAGAUUGCUCAAGAGACAGCGUUCAACGAGAAGGCUCACUUGGAGCAGAGGAUAGAGGAGCUGGAGUGCACAGUUCACAAUCUUGACGAUGAACGUAUGGAGCAAAUGUCAAACAUGACUUUGAUGAAGGAAACCAUAACUACCGUGGAAAAAGAAAUGAAAUCACUAGCAAGAAAGGCAAUGGAUACUGAAAGUGAACUUGGUAGACAAAAAGCAGAGAACAAUUCUUUGAGACUUUUAUAUGAAAACACAGAAAAAGAUCUUUCUGAUACUCAGCGACACCUUGCUAAGAAAAAAUAUGAGCUACAGCUUACUCAGGAGAAAAUUAUGUGCUUGGAUGAAAAAAUUGAUAAUUUUACAAGGCAAAGUAUUGCACAACGAGAAGAAAUCAGCAUUCUUGGUGCAACCCUCAAUGAUAUGGCUAAAGAAAAGGAAUGCCUGCAAGCAUGUUUGGAUAAAAAAUCUGAGAAUAUUGCAUCCCUUGGAGAGAGUUUGGCAAUGAAAGAAAAGACCAUUUCAGGCAUGAAGAAUAUUAUUGCUGAGAUGGAACAGGCAUCAAGACAGUCUACUGAAGCCCUAAUUAUGUGUGAACAAGACAUUUCCAGAAUGCGUCGGCAACUGGAUGAAACAAAUGAUGAGCUGGCUCAAAUUGCCAGGGAAAGAGAUAUCUUGGCACAUGAUAAUGACAAUCUCCAAGAACAGUUUGCUAAAGCUAAACAGGAAAACCAGGCACUGUCCAAAAAAUUGAAUGACACUCAUAAUGAACUUAAUGACAUAAAACAGAAAGUCCAAGAUACUAAUUUGGAGGUUAACAAACUGAAGAAUAUAUUAAAGUCUGAAGAAUCUGAGAACCGGCAGAUGAUGGAUCAGCUCCGAAAAGCCAAUGAAGAUGCUGAAAACUGGGAAAAUAAGGCCCGUCAAGUAGAGGCAGAAAACAAUACCCUCAAAUUGGAACUUAUCACUGCUGAGGCAGAGGGUAACAGAUUAAAAGAAAAAGUAGAUGCCCUCAACAGAGAGGUUGAGCAACAUUUAAAUGCAGAAAGGUCUUAUAAGUCCCAGAUUUCUACCUUACAUAAGUCUGUUGUAAAGAUGGAAGAGGAGCUUCAGAAGGUUCAGUUUGAGAAAGUGUCUGCCCUUGCGGAUUUAUCUUCUACAAGGGAACUCUGUAUUAAACUUGACUCAAGCAAAGAACUUCUUAAUCGACAGCUAGUUGCUAAAGAUCAAGAAAUAGAAAUGAUGGAGAAUGAGUUAGAUUCUGCUCGUUCUGAAAUAGAACUCCUUAGGAGUCAGAUGACAAAUGAGAGAAUCUCCAUGCAAAAUCUAGAAGCUUUGCUCGUAGCCAAUCGAGACAAAGAAUAUCAGUCUCAGAUAGCACUUCAAGAAAAAGAAUCUGAAAUUCAGCUUCUUAAAGAACAUCUUUGUUUGGCAGAAAAUAAAAUGGCCAUCCAGAGUAGAGAUGUGGCCCAGUUCAGAAAUGUUGUAACACAGUUGGAAGCUGAUUUGGACAUUACCAAAAGACAACUAGGGACAGAGCGCUUUGAAAGGGAGAGGGCUGUACAAGAACUUCGCCGCCAAAAUUACUCAAGUAAUGCCUAUCAUUUGUGUUCCACAAUGAAACAAAAUGCAAAAUGUCAUUCACCAGAUCGUGCUCACCAUCGAUCUCCUGACCGAGGCCUAGAUCGAUCGUUAGAAGAGAAUCUUUGCUAUAGAGAUUUCUGACAUGUGAAAAG
Otolemur garnettii (small-eared galago) is the source of this 2113-nucleotide messenger RNA. It is a transcript of the gene TSGA10, whose product is annotated as testis specific 10. The coding region runs from base 6 to 2102 and encodes 698 amino acids. The transcript is spliced from 16 exons. Lineage: Eukaryota; Metazoa; Chordata; Mammalia; Primates; Galagidae. The record is from RefSeq and is a predicted model, not a curated record.